AAGGCCUGAAUGGAGGUGGUAUCUUCAUGCUGACAGCUGAGAAGCAGGUCAGUCAGGUUCUUGGGUGCUGCAUUACACAAGCAAGAUACAGCCAGCUCCUCCUAAUUUUGUUUCUCUGGCACCCUCCUGCUUAGUGGGACGGCGCCACACUUAACCCAUCUGCUUUCUCUAAUGCACUGCAGACUCAUUUUAGCCAGGACAGCUGUGACAUUUCAGUUCCUGUUUGUAAACACCUCCUAGACUUGAAGAUUCCCCUAUACCAAAGAAGGCUACAAUGUUGACCUCAGCCCAAACUCUAUUGCUUUCAACCUUGUUUAGUUUACUAUUAUUUGUAAGCCAUGGGAAAGAAACUCUGGAAGUAAACACAACACAAAACAUUGCAGAAGACUUAAAAAACAUGGCAAAAGAAUAUGUUCCUUGGAAAAGUGGAGCAGAUUUCAACUUAGGUAAAGAAAAUAGAGAAACUUCCAACCCCAAGACAAGAAAUUCCUCUCUUUGGGAUCCAUCAAAUAAAAGUGAUGAAACAACAGAUUUUGUGGAUAAUUUGACCACAGACUCCCCCAGGAGUCCAAGACCCACACCUGUAUUUUCUGAAAGCACUUCCUUGAUCCACAGCUUUGUUUCUAAACUGCCUCAGAACUCAUCUGCAACAGAUGGAAAUUCUCUGUCCUUCUCAUCACCUCCCAAUGCUACAUCUGCUGUAUCCUCAGUGUGGUCCCUGGCCAAUGAUACCAUGAAAACUGACAACAGUUCCAUUACAGUUAGCAUCCUCCCCUCGGCACUAACCACCACGAACCCCAUGACAACGGAACCAGAUGGAUGGCUUAACAUUACUAAUGAUAGCUUUGUGGGGUUUACUCCCUACCAGGAAAUGACUCUACAACCCACCUUAAAAUUCACCAAUAAUUCAAAAAUCUUUCCAAAUACAUCAGAUCCCCAAGAAGAGAAUAGAAAUACAGGAGUAGUAUUUGGGGCCAUUUUAGGUGCUAUUCUGGGUGCUUCCUUGCUUAGUCUUGUUGGCUACUUGUUGUGUGGAAAACGAAAAACGAAUUCAUUUUCUCAUCGGCGACUUUAUGAUGAUAGAAACGAACCAGUUCUGCGAUUAGACAAUGCACCGGAACCUUAUGAUGUGAGUUUUGGGAAUGCUAGUUAUUACAGCUCAACUGUGAAUGAUUCAUCCAUGCCAGCAGGUCAAGAAAAUGCACGUGAUGGUAUUCCAAUGGAUGACAUACCUGCACUCCGUACCUCAGUAUAAAACUAAGGGGAAAAGGGCUUCAGAUGGCAAGUGUUUGCCUACAUCCUGGCCUUUUCACCAACCCACCUUCCAAAAGCUGAAGCAAGAUCUCUGUCAUGUGGCUUGUGCCAAGAAGAACUGUAAAUGCCUGAGCCUAGUAGCAGAAACAUAAAGAGAUGAUAAAUUAUCCAAGGGGUUUCCUUCCUUGCCAUUUUUGGCUAUGCUGACACUUAUGUGGAGUAACCUUCAUUUGUAUUUUAGUCUGUAUUUUUCUUAGUAAGACAUGUUUGUGGAAUCACAUAAAACUAAAAGAUUUUCCCUUGAUUGCCUUCCUUGAUAAUUUAAUUUAAAAACUUCUUCAAAUAGCGAACCCAAACUACAUUUAUACUUUGUUUUGGCCAAAAAUCAAUCAAUGGAUUGAUUCUUUACUGCUCCCCCUGUAGCCUUAAUGCCAUGCAUCACAGUUGACAUUCUAUUGAAGAAGCAUUGGAAGUAAAUUUUUUUUUUUUUUUACUUAAAGCUAGAAAGACAGAUGGCACAGAACUUCUGUUUCUGAGAAAUGUAGAGAAUGGGAGUGAGAGACCUGUCUUCUAAGUACAUUUUACUUUGCUGCCUUAGCACUUACAUGGUCAGUCCCUUGAACUGCCAAGUUGACAAUUACUUUGCAUUCAACAAGGCUGUUAGGAAAGCUGACCCUAACCAGGAAAGUAAUUGCUUUUCUUCAAAGGAUGGGGAUUCCAACCUGUCUGAUUUACUUUACACCUCUAUUAACUGGGUAAUUUAAAACUCAAUAAGAAACUUGUUGAAAAAGUCAGCCAAAGCCUGUACCUGUACAUAAUUUUUACAGUUUUAAGAUGUUAGAUAGGAAUAUAAUUUAUUAUGUAUUAGACAUUAUUGAUCAAUUAUAUAUGGAAUAGAUUCUGCAUCUCUAAAUAGAUGAUGAAUGAGAUUAAAAAUAGAUAAAUGGAAAUGUUAAGCAAAUAAAAAAAUUCUGAGCAUCAGUUUCAAAAAGUUUAACUUGGAUUAUGGCAUGUUUCAGUUUUUUUUUCAUUUUUAUUUUUUAAUUAUUGUUUAAAGUAUUACAAAUAGUAGCACAUAUGUCUC
Messenger RNA from Eptesicus fuscus (big brown bat), 2338 nucleotides. RefSeq names its product mucin 15, cell surface associated (gene MUC15). The record is from RefSeq and is a predicted model, not a curated record. The transcript is spliced from 4 exons. NCBI's taxonomy places the organism in Eukaryota, Metazoa, Chordata, Mammalia, Chiroptera, Vespertilionidae. Bases 275 to 1255 code for a protein of 326 amino acids.